This is a messenger RNA of Lasiodiplodia theobromae, 1608 nucleotides long. RefSeq names its product Amino acid/polyamine transporter I. The coding region runs from base 1 to 1608 and encodes 535 amino acids. Gene Ontology annotation, cellular component: membrane. Gene Ontology annotation, molecular function: transmembrane transporter activity. Gene Ontology annotation, biological process: transmembrane transport. The transcript is spliced from 4 exons. NCBI's taxonomy places the organism in Eukaryota, Fungi, Ascomycota, Dothideomycetes, Botryosphaeriales, Botryosphaeriaceae. The record is from RefSeq and is a predicted model, not a curated record.
AUGGACGCGCCCAAGUCCAAGGAUGACUUCCCUCCGGAUACGAUUACGCCACAGUACACGGCCGAGGAGGGGACUGUGGGCGCCGUGCUCAACGCAUCCGGUCACGCACAGGAACUCGAGCGGAACUUUAGUCUCUGGAGCGCCGCCUCGGUCGGCAUCUGCACGGGAAAUACUUGGGUAGCUCUGGGCGGCAGCAUUGUUAUCUCCUUGUAUAACGGCGGUCCGCCCGGUGUCAUCUACGAGCUGUUUGCCGCCUGGUUCUUCUACUCCCUUCUGGCUGCCUGCAUUGCCGAACUUGUGUCAGCCAUCCCCUCUAGUGCCGGCGUCUACCACUGGGCUUCCGUUACCCCCGGGCGCAAAUAUGGCAGAGUCGUGGGAUAUUUCGCCGGUUGGUGGAACGCCUUUGCCUACGUCUUCGGCGCCGCCUCGAUGAGCGCCAUCACAGCCAACUUGAUCCUUGCCAUGUACGGCCUCUUCCAUCCCGAGUACGUCUGGCAGCGUUGGCACACCUUUGUGACCUACCUCAUUGCCACAUGGUGCUGCUGCGCCGCCGUCCUCUUCGCCAACCGCGCCCUCCCACUCGUCAACCAGAUCGGUCUCUUCCUCAUCGUGGCCGGAUGCUUCGUGACUGUUCUUGUCUGUGCCAUCAUGCCCGGCACGACCGGUAACGGGUGGGCCUCCAACGCCUUCGUGUGGCGAGACUUUGUGAACCAGACUGGCUACUCGUCAGAUAGCUUCGCAUUCUUGACGGGUAUGUUGAAUGCCUCGUAUGCCGUUGGCGUCCCGGACUGCGUCGCCCACUUGGCCGAGGAGAUCCCCAAGCCGCGUAUCAACGUGCCUAAGGCCAUUGCUAUGCAACAGCUCGUUGGCCUCUUUACUGCAUUCGUUUAUCUCGUUGCCAUCUUCUACAGCAUCCAGGACUUCGACGCGCUCCUGGCCAACACGUAUACAGUCCCGUUGGCUGAGCUCUACUUGCAAGCAACGUCGUCACGGGCCGGCGCUCUCGGGCUGCUCAUCAUCGUUCUGCUCCCGACCGUCUGCACGCUCAUCGGCAUCUACAUCACGGCCGGUCGUAUGCUCUGGACACUGGCCCGCGAGGGCGCGACGCCCUUCCCCGGCAUCCUUAGUCAUAUCUCCCCGACGUACAAAAACCCCUUCAACGCAACCGUGGCCUGCGGCCUCAUAGUCACGGCUAUGGGUGCGAUCUACGUCGGCUCCACGACCGCCUUCAACGCUUUCGUAGGCUCCUUCGUCGUGCUGCUCACUCUGUCCUUCCUGGCCGCCAUCUUGCCACACCUCCUGACCCGGCGCCGCAAUGUCGUGCCCGGUCCAUUCUGGAUGCCCGACUCGGUCGCGUACAUCGUCGGCAGCAUUGGAUGUGCGUACAUCUGCGUGUUCGUGGUGAUAUAUUGCUUCCCCUACGCCGUGCCGUUUGAUGCCGCAAGCAUGAACUAUUCCUGCUUGAUCACUGGCGGCUUAACAAUUUUCAUGGGUGCGUGGUGGGUUUGGAUCAGAAAGAGGGGUUAUAUUGGGCCUCAGCCGCUGGUUGAGGAGGCAGCAACAGCCGGGGGGCACCACCACACUAGGAUCAGUAGCGAUGAGGCGUAG